This is a messenger RNA of Adineta steineri, 1494 nucleotides long. The record is from the annotation of a GenBank genome assembly. NCBI's taxonomy places the organism in Eukaryota, Metazoa, Rotifera, Eurotatoria, Adinetida, Adinetidae.
AUGUAUCUCGUAUUAAUUUCUAUAUUAUCUAUUCUCUAUAUUAUUUAUCUGAUUAUUAAAAAAGAAAAGAAUCUUCCACCUGGUCCAACAGACUAUUCAAUUCCAAUAUUUGGUCAUUUAUUUUCACUUGGUAAACAUCCUCAAGAAACUUUAUUAAAAUGGUGUCAAAAUCGUCAAAGUGAUAUAAUUCAUUGUUAUUUUGGACAAAAAUUAGUCAUUGUAUUAAAUAAUUAUGAUUUAAUAAAACAAGCAUUUCUUGAUGAUAAUUAUUCAGCCCGUGCUCAACCAUUUAUAUUUGAAGAACAUUUUCAUGGUAAAGGUUUAACUUAUGCUGAUGGUGAACGUUGGUUAAUUCAUAGAAAAUUUGCAAUGAAUACAUUAAAAAAAUUUGGAAUGGGAAAACAUUUUCUCCAAGAUACAAUUUUAGAUGAACUGAAAGAUAUUUUUUUAUCUAUUGAUAAACAAAAUGAAAAACCAUUGAAUAUAAAAGGUUUAUUAACUCAUGGUCUUUCAAAUAUUAUUUGUGGAUUUGCCUUUGGACAACGUUUUUCACAUAAUGAUCAAGAAUUUCAUCAUAUUGUUAGUUUAAUUGAAGAAUGUUUUACACUUGGUUCACAUGAUUCAUGGAUAACUAUAUUUCCAUUACUUAGAUUUAUACCUAUUCAAUCUUUAAAAGGAAAUUAUAAACAAUUUUCAAAAAAUUUUAAAGAAAUUUUUAAAUUUGCAAAAAAACUUGUUGAAAAUCAUGAUGAAAAUAUUGAUGAAACAAAAGAUUAUAUUGAUGAAUAUUUAAAACAAGCAAAUAUUGAUAAGAAAUCAAAUAAAUUAGAUUCAACAUUCGAUAUGGAUCAAUUAAUAACAUCGAUUACGAAUUUAUUUAUUGGUGGAACAGAAACAACAUCAACGACAUUACGUUGGGCUUUUGUUUAUAUGAUCGAAAAUCCUCAAAUAUUAAAUAAUGUUCAACAAGAAAUUGAUAACUAUAUGAAUAAUAAUAAGCAACAUAAUUUAUUUAUUCAUAUGGAAGAUAAAGAAUAUUUACCAUAUACAUUAGCAACUAUUUUUGAAAUUCAACGUUGUGGAAAUAUAGCAACAUUAGGUGGAAGUACAAUGCAUAGAAAUUUACAAGCUACAACAUUAAAUGGAUAUAAUAUACCGAAAGAUUCUUAUAUAGCUGCUAAUUUUUAUGCUUGUCAUGUUGAUGAACGAUAUUUUCCAAAUUCAGAUCAAUUUGAUCCAACUAGAUUUCUAACAGAUGAUCAUAAACCAGUUCAACGUCCUGCAGGAUUUAUUCCAUUUUCAAUUGGAAAAAAAUCUUGUCCUGGUGAAUCAUUAGCAAAUAUGGAACUUUUUCUUUUCUUUAGUAAUUUUAUUAGACAAUAUGAUUUUCAUGCGGUUAAUAAGAAUGAAGAAAUUAAUUCAAAAAUAUUUUAUCAUACAAGUUUAACACGUGCACCUUUUGAUUAUAAACUUUCAUUUAGAAAAAGAUUUUAA